Trichomonas vaginalis G3 is the source of this 228-nucleotide messenger RNA. Its product is annotated as cyclin-dependent kinase inhibitor 2C-related family. The transcript has a single exon. The coding region runs from base 1 to 228 and encodes 75 amino acids. The record is from RefSeq and is a predicted model, not a curated record. Lineage: Eukaryota; Parabasalia; Trichomonadida; Trichomonadidae. Gene Ontology annotation, cellular component: cytoplasm; nucleus. Gene Ontology annotation, molecular function: protein binding.
AUGAUGCAGAUAUCAAUGCUAAAGACCCCUCUUCAUUAUGCAGCCAGUAAUAAUAGUAAAGAAACUGCAGAAAUUCUUAUUUCAAAUGGAGCAGAUAUCAAUGCUAAAGACAAAAAUAGAUGGACCCCUCUUCAUUAUGCAGCCAGUAAUAAUAGUAAAGAAAUUGCAGAAAUUCUUAUUUCAAAUGGAGCAGAUAUCAAUGCUAAAGACAAAAAUGGACGUACAUGA